AUUUCCGGGACAACUGCCGGAUUACGCCUUGAUCUAGACCAAUCAAAUAGUGCCACCUAUUCAGUUCGGAUUUAUAUUCGUCAGCUUGAAAAAAGAUGAUGACCAAGACGUUCUUAGUGUUAGCUCUUGGAGUUCUAUCAACUUUGGCUAUUGAUGAGGACCCACGUCAUGGGGCGCAUAAUGCAAUUCACGAGGACCAUUUCAGUGAGGAUGGAGAACAUAAUCCAGAAUAUGAUCAUGAAGCAAUUCUAGGCUCUAGAAGUGAAGAAUUCUCAGAAAUGGAUCCUGAGGAAGCCAGAGCAAAGCUUGCUGUUCUUGUUGACCAAAUGGAUACCAAUGGAGAUGGAAAUGUUAACAAGGAGGAGCUGAAGAAUUGGGUGCUGCAGUCUUUCAAAAAAUUAGAUGAAGAAGAGGCUGAGGAAAAGAUAGAAGAACAAGAUCUAGAUGGAGAUGAGGCAGUGUCUUGGGUAGAGUACCUCAGCAAAUCAUACUCAUAUUCUCCAGAUGAUAUUGAAAAAUUCAAGAGAGAUGAAUCUCAUGAAAUGAAAGACUUUAUUGGUAUGGUUGAAAGUGAUGACAAAAAGUUCAAAGUGGCUGAUGUUGAUGGAAAUGGUUUGUUAAGCAGAGAAGAGUAUGCUGCAUUCCUCCACCCAUAUGACUACCCCCAUAUGUUUGAUAUAGAGGUGGACAGGACCAUGGAGGAUACUGAUAAAGAUGGCAAUGGUGUAGUAUCAAUGGAGGAGUAUCUAACAGAAGAUCUUGAUGAAGAAAGUGUAAUUGCUGAAAAAGAACAAUUUGCAGAAUAUGAUGUUAACAAAGAUGGCGUACUAGACAGAGAGGAAAUCAGAGCCUGGGCUAUUCCAGAAAAUGAUGAAAUAGCUGAUGAAGAAGCUGAACACUUAAUAGAGGAGACUGAUAGAGAUAAUGAUAAAGUAUUAAGUAAAGAUGAGAUACUUGAAAACGUUGAUUUGUGGGUAGGCAGCCAGGCAACAAACUAUGGUCAGACUCUACAAGAUAUGGAUCACGAUGAGCUAUAAUAUAAGGCUGUCAUUUUAGUAUUAAUUAAAUAUAUUCAAUUGUCAUGUUUGCCCUCAUGUUCUAGUGUAAAUGAAUUAUGGGAGUCACCCUUUAUAUUGUCAUAGUUCUAAUGGCAAGGGAGGUGGUAGCUUUAUCAUCUCCGACCAUUCUUUAUGUACAAGCACUAAAGAUGUACAUUUAUUGACAUUAGCAUUAUUAACACUGCAAUCUGGGGGCUGUGUCAUAUCACUGUAUUAGCUCAUUUGUAGAUAGUCUCAUAAUACUCAACAUUCAACAGCAUUUAGGUCUUGUAAGGCAGUCUGGCCUGUCUCCUAUGAUGCCGAGUUCAAAUUUUAGUGCCAAUUUAUUAUGAUCAAAGAAAUGUAUAUUUUUCUCAUGCUGAAUUUUU
Owenia fusiformis is the source of this 1426-nucleotide messenger RNA. The record is from the annotation of a GenBank genome assembly. Lineage: Eukaryota; Metazoa; Annelida; Polychaeta; Sabellida; Oweniidae.